Messenger RNA from Theileria parva strain Muguga, 701 nucleotides. Its product is annotated as TP5. Gene Ontology annotation, molecular function: translation initiation factor activity; RNA binding. The transcript is spliced from 4 exons. Bases 182 to 649 code for a protein of 155 amino acids. NCBI's taxonomy places the organism in Eukaryota, Apicomplexa, Aconoidasida, Piroplasmida, Theileriidae. The record is from RefSeq and is a predicted model, not a curated record. Gene Ontology annotation, biological process: translational initiation. Gene Ontology annotation, cellular component: cytoplasm.
AUUUUUAUUAUCCUUUACUGAAUAUUAUUUUUUGUUGAGAUUGUGUCGAAAUUAGUUAUUUCUAGUAGAACAUGUGUAUCGUGGUUCCCCAUGGAAUCUUAAGUACUCGAUAAAAAACAACUCACUAAAAAUAAUAUAUUUAUAGUAGUAGUAUCAAUAAGUUUAUAAGAUAAUUUGAAAAAUGCCGAAAAAUAAAGGCAAAGGAGGAAAGAACCGGAGACGCGGUAAAAAUGACAAUGAAGGCGAAAAAAGAGAAUUAGUCUUCAAAAUGGAAGAUCAAGAAUAUGCUCAAGUUUUACGUAUGCUCGGUAAUGGCAGACUUGAAGCCUACUGUUUUGACGGCACUAAACGUCUUUGCCAUAUUAGAGGAAAGAUGAGGAAGCGAGUUUGGGUAAAUGCCGGCGAUAUUAUUUUGGUAUCGCUUAGAGAUUUCCAGGACAGCAAGGCUGACGUGAUCGCAAAGUACACUGCUGAGGAGGCUCGUACUCUGAAGGCUUACGGCGAGUUGCCUGAAGCGACCAAAAUCAACGAAACUGACGUGUACGACGACGAGGCCGACAACUGCAUUGACUUCCAGGACGUAUCGUCUGAAUCAGAACCUGAGGAUGAGUCACAAGAGGAGUCGGAUUUCGAUAUCGAUGAUUUAUAACCAUUUUACUCCCACCUCCACCACUCAAUUAUAUAAUAUACUAUAGUCACUA